Messenger RNA from Laccaria bicolor S238N-H82, 1624 nucleotides. RefSeq lists its product as uncharacterized. NCBI's taxonomy places the organism in Eukaryota, Fungi, Basidiomycota, Agaricomycetes, Agaricales, Hydnangiaceae. The transcript has 12 exons. Gene Ontology annotation, molecular function: heme binding; oxidoreductase activity, acting on paired donors, with incorporation or reduction of molecular oxygen; monooxygenase activity. The record is from RefSeq and is a predicted model, not a curated record. Bases 1 to 1521 code for a protein of 506 amino acids.
AUGGCGUUUAACUGUAUCAUAUCUGUGUGUUUCUUUCUUCUCUUUGCCGCCCUGUGGAUUUUCCAAAAGCUGCCACGACGGAAGAGGGCUUUCGCAUCCCUUCCUCCUGGGCCGAAAGGCUUGCCCUUCAUUGGAAAUGUUCUGGACAUGCCGUCUGAAAAAGAAUGGCAAACAUUUGCGCGUUGGGGUGACAUUUGUUCUGUCACGGUUCUCGGCCAACCUCUCAUUAUUCUUAACUCCGCGAAGGCUGUUAUUGAUAUCCUGGAGAAGAAAAGUGCGAUUUACUCUGACCGACCCACUCUUCAGAUGGGUGGGGAACUUGUCGGAUGGAAAAAUACACUAGUGCUUCUACAGUACGGCGACCGCUUUCGACGAUAUCGUCGCCUUUUCCAUAAGUUGAUCGGAAGCCAAGCGGCGAUGAAGGCUUUCCUUCCCAUCGAGGAGUUGGAGGCGCGUCGGUUCUUGCGCAGAGUUCUGAUGAAGCCGGAAGACUUGGCUGUCCAUGUUCGCAAAACCGUCGGUGCUGUUGUUCUUAAAAUAUCUCAUGGAUAUGACGUGAAGGAACACAACGAUCCUUUUGUUGAAUUGGCAGACAGAGCGACAGAGCAAUUCUCCAUCGCGACCGCCCCUGGUGGCUUCCUGGUUGACUUGAUUCCUGCUUUGCGCUACAUUCCGAUGUGGUUUCCGGGAGCUGGCUUCCGCAGAAAGGCAUCAGUCUGGGCUGCUACACUCUUUGAAAUGGUGGAGCAGCCGCACGAUUUUGUGAAGAAGCAGAUGGCCGCUGGCACGGCUACCCAUUCCUUCUCCUCCGCGUUACUAGAAGGUCAGAAACUCACAGCCGAUGAGGAAUUCGAUCUUAAAUGGAGCGCAGCAAGUCUAUACUCAGGCGCUGCAGAUACGACGGUUUCGGCAAUUUAUUCUUUUUUCCUUGCUCUCGCUCUCUAUCCCGCUGUUGCAGAGAAGGCGCAGGAAGAAAUCGAUGCCGUUGUCGGAAGCGAUAGACUUCCUACGUUUGCAGAUCGGGAGAAUCUACCAUACGUCGAUGCUCUCACGAAAGAAGUUUUCAGGUGGAAUGCCGUGGUCCCAACUGCUGUACCUCACCGGGCAAUGGAAGACGACAUUCACGACGGCUUUUUCAUUCCUAAGGGAUCUUUAAUCAUUCCGAACAUCUGGAAACUUACCCAUGACCCGAGAGUAUACCACAACCCAAUGGAGUUCAACCCAGACCGUUUUAUGUCCACGGAGGGUUCGCCUCCCGAAACUGAUCCUCGAAAUUUCUCGUUUGGCUUCGGUCGACGGGCCUGUCCUGGUUAUCACCUCGCUGAUGCUUCUGUAUAUAUUGCUUGCGUAACAUCUUUGGCCGUAUUUAAUAUAGCGAAGGCCGUUGAAGAUGGUGUAGUGAUUGAACCUCUUCACGAGAACACUUCAGGAACUAUCAGUCAUCCCAAGCCAUUUAAAUGCUCAAUCACGCCACGCUCGGAGAAGGCUAUAUCCUUGAUCCAAUCGGAGGAGCCCAUGUAACUUGAAUUUUUCGUGUCGUUUCUUGCCGGUUAGUUCAUUAUUAUUGUCAAACGCUAUAAAUAUUUGAAGUGAGUCAACGCAACAAGCCAGCAGACAUGAUGUU